Mytilus trossulus (common blue mussel) is the source of this 1925-nucleotide messenger RNA. RefSeq lists its product as uncharacterized. The transcript is spliced from 7 exons. The record is from RefSeq and is a predicted model, not a curated record. Lineage: Eukaryota; Metazoa; Mollusca; Bivalvia; Mytilida; Mytilidae. Bases 262 to 1185 code for a protein of 307 amino acids.
CGCCUUUCAUAGUUAGACGAAACAGAAGAUUAAACUAUAACACUUUCUAUCGUAUUCAUAAGUUUUUAAUAUUUGCAGUAUUAUAAAAUAUUUCAAGGUUUUUGACAUAAGAAAAUGUCUAUACGAAGUCAGGAAUAUGUAGCUAGCUAACCCUCUAACUUGUAUGACAGUCGCAUUAAAUUCCAUUGUAUUGACAACGAAGUGUGAACAAAACAAGCAGAUAAAAGAUCGUUUUAAUCGAAGCAAAAGACAAGAAAAAUUAUGCCUGUUCUGAAGUUUGUUAUGUUUCAGUUCCUUGUUUGGCAGAUAGAUGCAUGUACUGAAUUGGAACUGUUAACAAAACCUGUAGUCUUUGGAAAAGAUGUGCAACUUGCUUGCGCCGCCAAUGACACAGAAAUACCACUAGAUCAACAUCCUAGUAGAAGCUGGUCAGGUGGACCUUUCAAUAAAAUAUUGUGUAUGAAUGCAAUAUCUGCAGACCUGUCAAAAUAUUAUGAAGUAAUCGGAAAGGAUAGAUAUGAGUACAUACUUGUUAUAAAAAACUUUUCCGAGGCUGAUGUAGGCUGUGAAUAUAAAUGUAUCGUUGGUGUAGACGAAACACGAAAAACACUCCAGCUGAACGAGGACUAUGAAUAUUUACCACCAAAAGAAACGACGACUGUAACUUCAAAUUUACAGUAUGGACAUUUCAGUGUUGAUGUUCAUAUUGAUAAAGUAUGGCCAACACCAGAAUGUGAAAUAAUGUUUCAGGAAAUCAAAUAUGGAAAUCUAGCAAAAAUGUCUAAAAGGACAAAUGGGAAAUUAUAUUCUGUCGACAUUAGUUUAAAACACACAUUGAGAAAAGAAGACUGUACCGGUGAAAUGUUGAUAUCCUGCGAGAUUGGAACAAAACACAUCGAGAUUCAGAGAAAACAUUUUAACACAUGCCCAGUCACUGCAGUUCCACCCAGAGAAAGCAACUUCCUAAACGAUUAUUGGCUUAUCACACUGGUUAUUGCUGUUAUCAUGAUUUUAGUUUUGGUUUUUGUAAUAAUGAUAUCCAUGAUAAUCAAACAAAAAGGCUACAUCAAAUCCAUCACCGAAUUCCACCUUGGAUAUGCUGGCAGAACUCCUAAAGAUAUACCACUGAACAAAGAACCAGAUGUGAUAAUUCCUUUGCAGUCCCUAAAAGAGCAGCCAUCUUGAGGAUGGAAGAUAUUACCAUGUGUUUUAUUAUUUAUAUAUAUCAAAUUAAGUAUUCAUUUAUACUUAGUAUAAUGUAUGAUCCAGACGUUCAUGAUGAAAGUAAAAUCUCAAACUUUGUACAAAAUAAACAACUUACAUUACACAGAAUGUUCUUUGUAACAUGAACAUACAAUAUUUGAUUUGAUGUAGAUCAUACCUAAGAGUGCAAGAGUUCAAGUACAUGAACAGUACCAAGAUACAUAUAUAUAUAUAUCUUUAAUAAUGCUUGAAAAUUAAUAUGCGAUGACAUAAUUGACAAAGGAUGAGCACACACAAUACUAUUAUUGAAGUACGGAUCGAUAUUAAUAAAGGGAAGGAAAAUGGUUUUGGGUGCAUUAGGAUUAUCUUUGAAAUCAAAAUAUCAGCCUAGAAAAAAUAAAAUUAGCCCAAGACAGGAUAAUAAUAUUCAUCCCGUUUAGAAUUCAGAAAAUAUAUAUAAAACAAAAUACAUAAACUUGUUUUCAACAACAUAUUGUUGUAUCUUUAGGACACGUUAUCUAAGUCUUUUUAUGUUUGGAAAUAUUUCUAUAAUUGUUAUUUAUAAGACAUUAACAUGAUUAAGAAGAUGUAAUAAUCAACCUUUAAAUUUUCUAGUGAAACAAUGAUAAUUAUUAGAUAAAAAAAAAAAUAGAAAUAUUUUUUCUGAUUGCAUGAUUUGUCGGUAAAGUAUUGUCCGUUAUUUUAUAUGUGGAAGGUAGCCA